This is a messenger RNA of Thalassophryne amazonica, 2865 nucleotides long. It is a transcript of the gene slc6a1b, whose product is annotated as solute carrier family 6 member 1b. Gene Ontology annotation, biological process: neurotransmitter transport; sodium ion transmembrane transport. The record is from RefSeq and is a predicted model, not a curated record. NCBI's taxonomy places the organism in Eukaryota, Metazoa, Chordata, Actinopteri, Batrachoidiformes, Batrachoididae. Gene Ontology annotation, cellular component: cell surface; axon; plasma membrane. Bases 571 to 2397 code for a protein of 608 amino acids. Gene Ontology annotation, molecular function: gamma-aminobutyric acid:sodium:chloride symporter activity. The transcript is spliced from 15 exons.
AAGUUUUUAAAAAGAGCCCUUGAUGAGUAUAUAGGAUAUAAAACCUUGAGACAAGAGGAUGGUCCUGUCUGGAAGCUGGUGCCGUCUGGCUGGUGGAAAUGUUGGAGUUGGGGAGGGUCGACUUUGAGCUGACAUUGAGGAUCCUGCGCUCCAUGUUCCAUUCCUUUCCCCGUCUUGUCUCCCUUCCUUUCUUUCAGCACCACUCCUUUAAGGACAGCGCCCCGCUCUCACACGCGCACGUGUCCUCCGUCUUCCCUCCUCAAGAUCUAAAGAUCGAGUCCAAAAAUUUCCACUUUCUUUUUGUAGCAUAAACGUGACAGGAAGGAACGUAAAAAUAAAAGCCUGAUGUGCCCCUGAGGAACUCAAAUCUGGCCAGGAUCAGGACUAUCGUUGUCGCUCGCCGCCGGUGAGUUGCGUCUGUUUCUGCUCCAUCACCUCCACCGCACGUCUUUUCUCGGUUGUCACCUGGGAGCUGUACGUAAAGGACGGCGAAACCGCGCUUUCUGCCUGAACCGGUGCUGAAAUCCGCCCUUCUCCACUGGUCAGGACAAUCCGACACCCGCAGUGACCAUGGCCACCAACGGCACCAAAGCAUCGGACGGACACGUCUUAACGGAGACCGUCAAUGACGCGCCCGCCGCCAUCAGCAUCACGCCAAACGACAAACCCAAAACCUUGGUGGUUAAAGUGCAGAAAACGAAACAGGAUCUUCCCGAGAGAGAAACGUGGGUUGGGAAAUUUGACUUUCUUCUCUCUUGUGUUGGAUACGCAAUCGGACUUGGAAAUGUCUGGAGAUUUCCUUAUUUAUGUGGAAAAAACGGAGGAGGGGCCUUCUUGAUUCCCUAUUUUUUGACGCUCAUAUUUGCCGGCAUGCCCCUGUUCUUUCUGGAGACGGCGCUCGGUCAGUAUACAUCUAUCGGUGGGCUUGGAGUGUGGAAACUGGCCCCUAUGUUCAAAGGUGUGGGCAUGGCUGCAGCUAUGCUUUCCUUCUGGCUCAAUAUCUAUUACAUUGUUAUCAUUUGCUGGGCUCUUUACUAUCUGUACAACUCCUUCACUACUGAGCUGCCAUGGCAGACAUGUGGUAACCCCUGGAACACGCCCAACUGCUACACCAACUACAGCAUCACCCACACCAGCGACCUCACCAGCGCUGUGGUGGAGUUUUGGGAACGUAACGUGCACCAGAUGACGGAUGGUCUGGAAAAGCCCGGGGAGGUUCGAAUCCCACUGGCGAUUACACUCGCAAUUGCAUGGGUGCUCGUCUACUUCUGCAUCUGGAAGGGGGUCAGCUGGACAGGCAAAGUGGUGUACUUCUCGGCCACAUACCCUUACUUUAUGCUCUUCAUCCUGUUUUGCCGCGGCAUCACUCUUCCCGGUGCCUUUGAUGGGAUCCUCUUCUACAUCACACCGGACUUUAAUAAACUUAAGGAGUCUGAGGUGUGGUUGGACGCUGCCACUCAGAUCUUCUUUUCCUACGGACUGGGAUUAGGUUCUCUGAUUGCUCUGGGCAGCUACAAUCCCUUCCACAACAAUGUGUACCGAGAUUCUAUCAUUGUCUGCUGCAUCAACUCCUUUACCAGCAUGUUUGCUGGUUUUGUCAUCUUCUCCAUCGUGGGAUUCAUGGCACAUGUAACAAAGAGGCCCAUCGCCGACGUGGCAGCCUCAGGACCUGGCCUGGCAUUUCUGGCUUAUCCCGAGGCGGUCACCCAACUACCCAUCUCUCCCCUCUGGGCUAUACUCUUCUUCUCCAUGUUGCUGAUGCUGGGGAUUGACAGCCAGUUCUGUACUGUGGAAGGCUUCAUCACUGCACUGGUUGACGAAUUCCCUCGGGUUCUCCAGAAGCGACGAGAGAUCUUCAUUGCAGUCGUCUGCCUCGUUUCCUACAUAAUUGGAUUGUCCAACAUCACACAGGGUGGACUCUAUGUGUUCAAACUAUUUGACUACUACUCUGCAAGUGGGAUGUCGCUGCUCUUCUUGGUCUUCUUUGAGUGCAUCUCUAUUUCAUGGGUCUACGGCGUGAACAAAUUUUAUGACAACAUUGAAGAAAUGGUUGGUUAUCGACCCUGCUUGUGGUGGAAAGCCUGCUGGGUUAUCUUCACUCCACUCGUUGUGGCCGGAGUGUUCUUGUUUAGUGCUGUGCAAAUGGUUCCUCUCACCAUGGGUGAUUACGUGUUCCCCGCCUGGGGUCAGGGGGUCGGCUGGUUCAUGGCCUUGUCCUCCAUGACCCUCAUCCCUGGCUACAUGGGCUACAUGUUCCUCACACUGAAGGGCACGUACAAAGAGCGUCUGAGGAUGAUGAUCAAACCUGUGGUACUGGUGAAGGCGCAGGAAAAUGGCCCGGAGCAGCAGAAAGAAAACCAGAAUCCAAAUCCUGCCAAUGAGGAAGCUUACAUUUAGAACCAUCUGCCAACUGGUCUGUCUUGACUGCCAGGCUGGCUUUCUACACCUUCAGAAUCGUAAUCGAGGUUGGGAACGACCACCAGACUUCUAUGUCUGCUAUUAUUCACCUACCUCCUGGGGACACACGUGACCAACCUGAUUACAGUUAUUUUUUUCUGUUUAUUUGUAUAUUAUAGAGUUAUAAAAUGUUUGAGAACAAAACAAACUACCCAGCAAAGUUGUUGUGAUUUUAUGACUUUGAUUAUGCAAAAAAGUUAGACUUUUUGAAAGAGGAAAAGAGAUUUAGAAAAUUGCUGUAUAUUGAAUAUAUAAUUUAAAAUUGGAGGCCCGCAGUGAUUCAGUAGUUGUGUGCUACUUUAAAUAUAGCAAUUAAUCAACUAAACUAUCAUUAUUGUACAGAAAUACCGCUUACGUACACUUUACUUGUACAGUAAAAUAUUAAAUGAAUGCAGCAUAUCUAUGAAU